Messenger RNA from Ustilaginoidea virens, 1053 nucleotides. RefSeq lists its product as uncharacterized. Lineage: Eukaryota; Fungi; Ascomycota; Sordariomycetes; Hypocreales; Clavicipitaceae. The transcript has a single exon. Gene Ontology annotation, biological process: regulation of gene expression; rRNA processing; primary miRNA processing. Gene Ontology annotation, cellular component: nucleus. Bases 1 to 1053 code for a protein of 350 amino acids. The record is from RefSeq and is a predicted model, not a curated record. Gene Ontology annotation, molecular function: double-stranded RNA binding; ribonuclease III activity.
AUGGCACCGCAAGCCCCAGCACAAGACACCAACACGUCCCUCCAAGAGCCGACAUCACGAACCCCCCUGCCGUCACCGCCUCAAGAACGAAGCGCCCAGUCAGCAAAGCUCGCAGCCCUGCAUGCCCGACUGGCACUGUCCAACAAGAUCCCUCUGCAGACCGUUGCGCGAGCGCUCGUCACGCCGUCGGCCGACCCCAAUGGCAGCUUCAACAACGCCAACCUGGCCUUCCUGGGCAGCACCAUCAUCAACUACCACGCGCUCGAGUACCUCGUCUGCAAAUGGCCGCGCCUGCCAAUGGCCAUUCUGUACGAGGCUCUCCGGGCAUACGCGGGGCCCGAGUCGCUGUACCAGGUCUCCCGCCGAUGGGGCGUCGAGGCCGCCGCCGCGCCUGGCGGGGAGGUCGACCCCGGCCUGCUGCAGUGGAAACCUGAUGGCGAGCAGGUGGUGAGCACGCGGUGGGGAUACGUGCGAUCCGAGGUCGAGCGCAACAGCUCCUACAGGCGCGGCUUGAGCAGCCGCGUCGUCCUGGACGAUGUUUUUGGCGACGCGCUGGGCAGGCCCAACAGCGACGAGGCCCAGCAAGAGCCCGAGGUCUUGCUCCACGACGCCUUUGGGUCCUUUGUCCAGGCCGUCGUCGGCUCCAUCUACACGCACUGCGGCCGCGAGGCCGCCAGAACCUUUGUCAAGGCUCAUAUUCUGUCGAGGCAGCUGGAUCCCUCGUCGCUGUUUGAAUUUCAGCUGCCCACUCGCGAGCUGACCUUGCUCUGUGCCAGAGAAGGGUUCGAACCGCCCGUUGCCCGGCUGGAAAGUGAAACUGGUCGCAUGUCGCGAACUCCCGUUUACGUGGUGGGCAUCUACAGCGGCAAGGAGAAGAUAGGAGAAGCAGCCGGCCCGAGCUUGGAUAUCGCCAGACGCAAAGCUUCAAUGGGUGCCUUGAAAGCGUGGUAUAUGUACAGCCCUGGUAACAAGGUCCGCGUCCCCAGCGACAUGAUGGAGCCCGACGCGAAGCCAUGGCAAGCGCCGCACGUUGACAUUGGCGAAAUCAUCUAA